Molecule: messenger RNA, 1969 nt
Organism: Eucalyptus grandis
Lineage: Eukaryota; Viridiplantae; Streptophyta; Magnoliopsida; Myrtales; Myrtaceae
Product: cysteine-rich receptor-like protein kinase 42
Exons: 4
Coding region: 284-1750 (488 amino acids)
Biological process (GO): protein phosphorylation
Molecular function (GO): protein kinase activity; ATP binding
Source: RefSeq, a predicted model, not a curated record
CGCUCGCGUGCAUAAGUAAGAGCGCAGCCGAUGGAUGGCCGAAUCCAUUGGCUCAACAGCGAAGCUGUCUCGCAAGCCGCCGCAGCUAUUCUGGACUCCACGAGCUUUGACUCUUGACGGAGGAAGGAGAACUUCGGUAGCCGACGUUCCUCGAAAGCGCUAGAACCUUGAACCGAGAGAAAACUCAAGGCGGUAAUCCGGUUCUCUCGCUCCUCCGCAUUUUCUCGACUUCGGAACGUUUCUCCGGCGGAUUCCGCUUCGGAACUGAGGUCGGAGCAGUGAAAUGCGGCCUUCGAUCGUCAACCUCGCUUGCGUUUUCCUGGUUCUCUUCAGCUCCUCGUUCUCGCUCUCGCUCGGCGAUCCUCGAAUCUCGGAGGCGGGCAUUCUAUGCCUCACAUCCAACGUCACGUCCACCGCGAACGUCGUCUCGAACUUCCUCAACGUCAUGCUGAAAAUUGCCGCGAAAGUUACUGAAGAUCGCUGGGGUAAUGAUUCCGUAACCUCUCCGUUGCCGGAAAUCUAUGCACUGGCUCAGUGCCAUGGCGACCUGAGCUACGACGAUUGCCUCCUCUGUUUCGCGCAGAGCAGGACUAUACUUCCUCGAUGCACUAUCUUGGAUACUAAGGGGCGGUUGUAUCUCGACGGUUGCUUCAUAAGGUCCGAUUACUAUAAUUUCUUUAAUGAGACCGUCGAUCCGCAGCACGACAUGGUCAAGUGCGCCAAUCAGUCCAGCGUUUCAGCCGACCAGCAGGCGAGGCAGCAGUUCGCCGAUAAGGUCGACUGGGUGCUAAGGAAUGUGUCGGCCGUCGCGCCGGAGAACAAGGGGUUUGCUGUUUUCGGAGAGGCGAGGAGAGGAGGAGUUGCCGGUGUUUAUGCACUGGCGCAGUGCUGGAACACUCUCGACGAGAAGGGGUGUGGGGAGUGCUUGGCGGAUGCGAUGAUCAAGGCGAGGAACUGUACUCCUGGGGAUGAAGGGAGGGCUAUGAAUGCUGGCUGUUUCGUGCGAUAUUCCACUCAGAGGUUUUAUACUGUCCAUACAGAUGGUGACUCGUCAAAGCUUGGGAUCAAAAUUGCUAUUGCUUCAUCCGUUGCCGCUGCAACAUCACUUCUUUUGGUCGGUGCCUAUGUUGGAUACAGACAAUUAUCCAAGAAAAGAGAAGUCCAGAAGAAACUCUUUGGUGUUCCAGCAAUCGUAAGGAAGUUGAAUCUGAAUUUUAAUUAUGAAUCGCUUGAAAAGGCUACGGACUUCUUUGAUGAGUCGAGGAAAUUAGGCCAAGGAGGAGCUGGUUCUGUAUUCAAGGGGAUCCUCCCUGAUGGAAGAGUUGUUGCAGUAAAAAGACUGGUGUUCAAUACUCGUGAGUGGGUGGAUGACCUCUUCAAUGAGGUAAAUCUGAUCAGUGGAAUCCAACACAAGAACCUAGUCCGCCUUCUGGGUUGCAGCAUUGAAGGCCCAGAAAGCCUCCUAGUUUAUGAAUAUGUUCCCAACAGAAGCCUUGAUCAAAUCCUCUUCGUUAAGAAUGCGACCCGUAUCCUGAGUUGGCAGGAGCGGCUUAAUAUUAUCUCCGGAACAGCUGAGGGGCUGGCAUUUCUUCAUGGACCUUGUGGAGUGAAAAUAAUACACAGAGACAUCAAAAGCAGCAAUGUCCUUCUCGACGAGGAUCUCACAGCAAAGAUUGCUGACUUUGGACUUGCUCGAUGUCUUGAUCCAGAAAAAUCUCAUCUUAGCACCGGUAUCGCAGGGACACUGUAAGAUUCUGGUCUUUAAUUUUUUUUCUCUUUUUGUUUCAAUCAAACCAGUUUAGAUAACAUCUACAUGUAGAGAAGACUGGAUUGGCUAUUUGAACUGCCACGUAUUUUGAGUACAGAAGAUAAGCAUGUGAUAUAGGGCUUAAAGUGAGAGCGGCGUUGUAUCAAAUAAGAAUUGCUCUCUUUUUCCCUAACUUUCUCAGGUCUGGUUUGGGGAAUUUGU